AAUACCGCUUUAUUAAAUAGAAAAAUAAAGGUUGCAUUUCUUCCAUAGUUUUCAUCACCUUUUGGCUUUUGAAAAGCAUACCUUUUCAUUUUCUCUCUCUUUCUUACCCAAAACUCUCUCUGGAUAUCCUUGAAUUUUCAAUUUCAAUUCAGUGUCUUGAAAGCUUGCUUGUUGGAUGAUUGUGGGUUGGUAGCAGAGCAAUGAGUGGAGUCAGGAAAUCUACCUCAGCUAAUAGAAGAUUGAAGGACUUAUUGAAACAAACUGAUAAUCGCAUUUGUGCUGAUUGUGGUGCUCCAGAUCCAAAGUGGGCAUCAGCAAAUAUUGGUGUCUUUAUAUGCAUGAAAUGUUGCGGUGUGCACAGAAGCCUUGGUACGCACAUCUCCAAGGUUUUAUCUGUGGCAUUGGAUGAAUGGUCUGAUGAUGAAAUUGAUGCCAUGAUUGAAGUUGGAGGAAAUUCCUCUGCUAAUGCAAUCUACGAGGCCUAUAUACCUGAAGGUUAUUCAAAGCCUGGUCCUGAUGCUAGUCAUGAUGAGCGGAGGAGAUUUAUCAGGUCCAAGUAUGAACUUCAAGAAUUUUUGAAACCUAGCUUGCGGAUAACAUCAGGGAAAAGUUCUUCUGCUUCUCAUCGAUCAAGCUUAUCUGGAAAGAUUUUGGAUAGUUUCCAGUUAAUGUCAUCACAAGAAUCGGUAGGCAUGGUAGAAUUUGUUGGGUUACUGAAGGUCAAAGUGGUAAAAGGCACAGAUUUAGCCAUCCGGGAUAUGAUGACAAGUGAUCCUUAUGUUGUCUUGACUCUUGGGCAGCAGACUGUUCAGACGACUGUAAUAAAAAGCAACUUGAAUCCAGUUUGGAAUGAGGAACUCAUGCUGUCCGUUCCUCAAAAGUAUGGGGCUGUGAAGUUGCAAGUAUAUGAUCAUGACACGUUCUCGUCUGAUGACAUAAUGGGAGAAGCAGAGAUCGAUAUCCAGCCAUUGAUAACAUCUGCAAUGGCAUAUGGGGACCCAGAAAUGUUUGGAAAUAUGCAGAUUGGAAAAUGGCUCAAGUCCCAUGAUAACGCCCUAUUAGAGGACAGCAUCAUCAACAUUGUCGAUGGGAAGGUGAAACAAGAUGUGUCACUGAAGCUCCAAAACGUUGAAUCUGGAGAAAUUUAUCUAGAAAUAGAGUGGCUGCCACUUGAUCAGUAGACUGAGCAUAAAUAAUGUAAUCAUUCAUUGUUCCUCCAAAUAAAUUCUGUAACAUUGUUUGUUGUUUGAUAUGGAUGGAUAUGGAAACACAUGCUUGUCUUGUUUAUUUUAUUUUUUCAUUUAGACUUAAACUUUCAAGAAUUAAUUUCUGGCUCCUUGGCUUCUUGUCCAAUUUUGCUGAAAGGCC
Molecule: messenger RNA, 1368 nt
Organism: Durio zibethinus
Lineage: Eukaryota; Viridiplantae; Streptophyta; Magnoliopsida; Malvales; Malvaceae
Product: ADP-ribosylation factor GTPase-activating protein AGD12-like
Molecular function (GO): GTPase activator activity; phospholipid binding
Source: RefSeq, a predicted model, not a curated record